UGUAUUAUAUGGUAUUAUACAAUAGCCCCAUUAUCUGGAUGCAAAGGGCAUAACUCUCAGUCUCGUCUUCGCCCACAUGCGGUGCAGUUGGCACAGUCGAAAAUUUACGGGCGCGAAAGGAGAAUUUAAAAUUGCCGCGAUGUGAUGCAUUAUUUACUUCUAGUUUCGUGCAAUAUUCCUACCAAGGACAAAUACUACUCCAGUAAAAAAGCGUGUUUUCUGCGUUUGGAAGUAUUUAUAGUAUGGCUUGGUGAUGGACAGCGCUGCUGGCACACUGGGCCGUAGAGGUCCCAAGAGUAACACAGGGAUGCGGCGCCAAAGAAGUCUGGAAUGGAGGCAGGAGAGAGGCUACAGCUCCAGCGAGGAAGAAAUCACUACCAGACCAGUAGAUAGCCAUGUGUUUGCUUCCCUCCUAGCACAGGCUCAGCAGGAAUAUCAUUGUAUAGAUCGGUCGUACCGGUCCGACGAUACGGAGGAUGCCGUGACAACAGACAACCCGACGACUCCUUUCCCGACGCCUCCACCCACUGUGAUGUCCCCGCGGUCUCCUCUACCCCUGCAUAGGCAGGCAUCUCCAUUUCCGCUAGAGAACACAAACUCCAGGCGGAUCAUAUACGCAACGCCUCAGGAUCGACUCCGUGGGAACAACGGGGAGGUUGUGUAUGGAAGCAACAAGAAAACCCUGUCGAAUAACACCUUGGGGCGCAGCGGCAGACGCCACAGGAGCGCCACAGGGGCAGGAGGCAUGACGUCUUCGAGCAGUGCAACGUCUUGCAACAGUUGCACGGACAGCGGACGCAAUGAUAUUACUUACCAUGGCGAACCGCAACAGAGGCUUUGUCUAAAUAAUGAUGUGAACGAAGAAUCUCCGCCGGAGCCUGCACCCCCAGAGGUCCCCCCUCGUGGACCUUCACUGCAUGCGGCCACGUUGAGACGUAGGGCAGAUUACAACCUUCCAGUCGGUGAAGCGAGCCAGAACGGACAGCAGGAGUCCCAAUUCCUGUCCCAAGGAGGUCAGUUAAUUAGUAAUAGGAAACGUCUAUCCUCACUAUAAUUUAGCUCGUCAGCAGUUAACUCACUAAGCCAGUCGCUGAAUACUAAUUCACUGUUGCUGUUGCAAUUUAUUGACAGUCUCACAGCAUCACUUUUCUUCUUUCCUUCCCUCUGGCCUUACUUCCUUUGUGCUAUUUCGUAAGCCCUUCUGAGGAAUCCUCCGCGCACCGUCGUCACUUUUUCUGACGCCACCUCUAAUCCUUGAGCACAGGCCGUAACUCAUCAAUUGUACGCAAAUGACGUUAUCAAUAACGGAACUCGAUAUUGAUGCCUCUCUCUUUCUCUCCCUUCAUAUUUUUUUUUAUACGACCGACCGCCCUUAUUCUCACGCCCAUUGCGGCUUAAAAAGAAAACUCCUUAAUCAACAACACUCUGAUUCCACAUCGCAAUAUUUCAUAAAAAUCAAUAUCUCACUAUUAUUAAGACAUUCUCCCCGGUGUCCUAUUUAUGCACCAACCACGAA
This is a messenger RNA of Nicrophorus vespilloides, 1516 nucleotides long. RefSeq lists its product as uncharacterized. The transcript is spliced from 7 exons. The record is from RefSeq and is a predicted model, not a curated record. Lineage: Eukaryota; Metazoa; Arthropoda; Insecta; Coleoptera; Silphidae. Bases 254 to 1054 code for a protein of 266 amino acids.